AGGUGAAAGGUUAAGACGUUGAAUUUUGCGUGGGAGAUGAUAUACCCUCGUAUGAACGUGCUGUGUAUCUGGGAUAACUCAUUGAACAACGUGCAUAGGAGUAGGACAAGACAACCGUGUGUAGGUUUAAAGGAAGACAUUGUGUUUUGUACAGAUUUUCCACAAUGAUGAGAACAACGUUAUUAAUGCUAGGAUUGCUGCUGGUAGCCGUUGUCGCCUCCCUUCCUCACAACACCCACAGCAGGCAGAAAAGAGGGUUCCGAGCCAACUCAGCAGACAGAGUGGCACACGGAUAUGGCAAGAGAACAUACUCAUCAUGGGAAAACAGUUUUAGCACAGAUUCAAAACAUUUGUUGUCGGUAGAAGAUUUGGCAAACCUGGUCUCGAACAACCCAACAUUAGCAGAAGCCUUGAUACGCAAAUUCGUUGAUGUCGAUGAUGAUGGUUUUGUUGGCAACAACGAACUGUUCGAGAGAUCCAAUGAAUAAAAGAGAUUUCUCUCCUUGGAGAUCAUGUGACAGAUCUAUUUUUGGAAGAACAAAUCUCCGAAAAGUGAAAUAAAUCUUCAAAUGAAUGACGUCAUCGACAGUAAAAGAGCAAUCAAGAGCUGGGAGUGUUUACAAUGCUGGACAUUUCAUGGACUAAGAAAUUGGAUAAAUCUAUAUAUAAGAUAGUACAUAAUAUUUUCAUAUUCAUUCCAAUGAUCAUGGAUAUUUCGACAAAUGUCAUCCUAUGGUUGUCGAUACCAUUUGUUUGUGCGCCGUCCGAAUAGCAACGGUUCUCGCGUAGUGUCUACAUCUGAACUUGAAACAAAUGAGCUAUGAAGUAAUUCAGAAGCCAACAACAUGACCCCUGUGAAGAAAAUAGUUGGGAACAAAUUAUUCAACAAAUGUGUCGUAAACCAAAAAUUAGAAAACUGAUUUUGACAACUUUGUAAUUUUUUGACAGAAAUACACAAAACAGACACAUGUCCAUUGGGAGUGUGAAUAAAGUGAAUGGAUGACGAAUCUUGAAA
Haliotis rufescens (red abalone) is the source of this 1015-nucleotide messenger RNA. RefSeq names its product allatotropins-like. The record is from RefSeq and is a predicted model, not a curated record. NCBI's taxonomy places the organism in Eukaryota, Metazoa, Mollusca, Gastropoda, Lepetellida, Haliotidae. Bases 165 to 488 code for a protein of 107 amino acids. The transcript has 4 exons.